Molecule: messenger RNA, 414 nt
Organism: Capsicum annuum
Lineage: Eukaryota; Viridiplantae; Streptophyta; Magnoliopsida; Solanales; Solanaceae
Exons: 3
Coding region: 1-414 (137 amino acids)
Source: RefSeq, a predicted model, not a curated record
AUGCACUUUACGGAGGGUGUGCAAGUGUUGCUCAAGGUAUCACCUAUGAAAGGUGUCGUGCCUUUUGGGAAGCGAGGUAAGCUCAGUCCUAGAUAUAUUGGGUCGCUUGAGAUUCUUCAGCGUGUGAAGCCGGUGGCCUAUAGGUUGGCUUUGCCUCUGAGCUUGUCGGGAGUUCACCCUGUUUUUCAUGUAUCAAUGCUAAAGAAGUUUCAUGGAGAUGGUAACUAUAUGAUUUGUUGGGAUUCGGUCUUAAUAGAUGAAAAUCUCUCUUAUAAAGAGGAACCUGUUGCCAUUCUUGAUAGAGACAUUCGUAAGCUGAGGACUAGGGAGAUUGCGUCUGUGAAGAUUAGGAAAGAUGGACUACCAACUAUUAACUUAGCCCUCAACAUCAAUGCUGUUUAUGGAUUGUUUUAG